Acanthocheilonema viteae is the source of this 402-nucleotide messenger RNA. Lineage: Eukaryota; Metazoa; Nematoda; Chromadorea; Rhabditida; Onchocercidae. The record is from the annotation of a GenBank genome assembly.
AUGCCGGGUAAGAAGAAGCAUGGAUCUUAUGAUAUAAUAUCAGAGGAUCUCUAUGAUUACCGUAUUCCAUUACACAAUGAACUCGCCUAUCAACAUGGCAUUCAUUUUGAUGCUAAGUACGUAGGAAGUAUGGAAAUAUCGAGACCCGGCUCACGUAUCGAAAUUGUUGCUGCAAUGCGUCGAGUUCGGUAUGAAUUCAAAGCGCGAGGAAUAAAGAAACGUCCGGUGGAUAUUACCGUUUCCAUUGAUGGUAUUAAAGUUGUUUUGCAUCGAAAAAAGAAAAAUCAGAAGGAGGCAAUUUGGGACGAAAGCAAACUUUUAGUGAUGUUUCAUCCCAUCCAUAGGUUUGCCGCAAAACUAUAUGAGGAUCGAAUGGCGCAAUACAUCAUCUCCUAUAAUUAA